Molecule: messenger RNA, 1542 nt
Organism: Neogale vison (American mink)
Lineage: Eukaryota; Metazoa; Chordata; Mammalia; Carnivora; Mustelidae
Gene: ZCWPW2
Product: zinc finger CW-type and PWWP domain containing 2
Exons: 8
Coding region: 8-1060 (350 amino acids)
Cellular component (GO): nucleus
Molecular function (GO): zinc ion binding
Source: RefSeq, a predicted model, not a curated record
UGCAUUUAUGGAAAAAGAAAAAUUGGAUAGUAAGAUAAUAGAAUAUUGUAACACUGCAAUGGAUCCCUCAGCAGAAAACAGUAUGUAUGUAAACAAAGUAUGGGUUCAAUGUGAGAGUGAAAGCUGUUUGAAAUGGAGAUUGUUGUCAAGUAAGGAUGCAGCCAGAGUUGACCACAAUAAACCAUGGUACUGCUUCAUGAACGCUGAUUCAAGAUACAAUAACUGCUCUGUUUCUGAAGAAGACUUCCCUGAAGAGUCUCAGCUUCAUGAAAGUGGAUUUAAGAUUGUCUAUUCACAGCUCCCUCUUGGAAGCCUGGUUUUGGUAAAAUUACAGAAUUGGCCAAGUUGGCCAGGGAUACUUUGCCCAGAUUCUUUUAAAGGGAAAUACGUGAUCUAUGACCUGGAUGGAAAUGUUGAACAAUACCAUGUAGAAUUCCUGGGAGAUCCCCAUUCAAGAUCAUGGAUAAAUGCAACAUUUGUUGGACAUUAUAGUAUCACAUUAAAGCCAGAAAAAUGUAAGAAAAAAAAGAAAUGGUAUAAAAGUGCACUACAAGAAGCCCGCCUCCUCUAUGGAUACUCCCAUGAGCAAAGACUGGAAAUGUGCCACCUAGCAAAACAGGAUAAAUCCAAAGCAGAUGGCAAAGUUGCUGUGGUAGCCAAGAAAAGGCUGCAAGUUUCCAAAAACACAACAGAAAAGAAGAAGCCCAAUUUUAGAAGGAAAAGGAAAGCUAUUUUAAAAUGCUCUUUUGAAAAUGUUUGUUCAGAUGAUGCCUUAUCAAAGGAAAACAUGGUUGUCUCUGAGACCGAAGUUUUACUGAAGGAGCUAGAGCAAAUGCUACAGCAGGCGCUGGACUCCACAGGGGCGCCUGAUGAGCCCGAAGAGGAGCGUAGAGAGGAGUUAACUAAAUGCAGCUCUGAAGUCCCAGCAGGCAGUCCAUUCGAAAACCACUAUGAAGAGGACUAUCUUGUAAUUGAUGGGAUAAAAUUAAAAGCUGGAGAAUGUAUUGAAAAUAUAACUAACAAAUUUAAAGAAAUAGAUUCUCUAAUGUCUGAAUUUUAGGGUGUUAUAAAUAUUUUCAAAGGCUAGUUAUAAAGACACUUACAUGUUUAUAUUUUCCCAAAAGUCAAAAGCUUGAAAAUAGGGAAAUAGGUGUAUGUUAUACCAAAGCUGAUAUUUAUAAUAACUUUCUAUUUUAUACUUUGAGAAUAGCCAUUGUUUUGAGAAGCAAUCAAAUGGUACUUAAAUUAGUAAUAAAAAUUUAGGAUUUAAGAAGCCCUGAUAUUUGUAUUUAUAGAUUUUUUUCUUGUGUGCCUGAGUUUUAAAAUGGUUUAUAAACUUACUGCACAAACGCAUGCUUUACAAUGAUUUAUUUAGGCCCUUUAUUCAAAUGUGGCUAUUUAGAUGGCCGUCGAGGCUAUUAUAAUUCAUACAGAUAAUUCAGGUGUAGUAGAGACGUGCGAAUGUAUAUUGGUAGUGGAAUUAAGCUACUACAAAAUAAAAGGAAAUAAUUUUUUAAAAAGUACUGUAUAAUAGAGUUGGUG